AUAGAGUGGCUCCCUCAGAGGCCCUGUGUGUGUUGCCAGGCGUGGAAGGGAGGAGAGCUCUUCUCCACAGACUGCCAGCUCGGGGUCAGAGGAGCAGCCUCUCUUGCUGUCUCCUGAGCCCGAUCCUUCUUGGCCAUCACCUCCUACCCGCCCUAUGGCGGCUCUCACGGACCUCUCCUUUAUGUACCGCUGGUUCAAGAACUGCAAUCUUGUCCGCAACCUCUCAGACAAGUAUGUCUUCAUCACAGGCUGUGACUCCGGCUUCGGGCACCAACUGGCCAAACAGCUGGUUGAUCGAGGCAUGCGGGUGCUGGCUGCUUGUCUCACUGAGGAGGGGGCCCGGAAGCUUCAACAAGACACCUCCUAUCGGCUGCAGACCACCCUCUUGGAUGUCACCAAGAGCGAGAGCGUUCAGGCGGCGGCCCACUGGGUGAGGGACCAAGUGGGCGAGCAAGGCCUCUGGGCCCUGGUGAACAAUGCUGGUGUGGGCCUGCCCAGUGGUCCCAACGAAUGGCUGACCAAAGAGGACUUUGUGAAGGUCAUCAAUGUGAACCUGGUGGGACUGAUUGACGUGACCCUCCACAUGCUGCCCAUGGUCAAGAAAGCCCGGGGCAGGGUCGUCAACAUGUCCAGUUCUGGUGGUCGUGUAGCUGUCAUUGGCGGUGGCUACUGUGUCUCCAAGUUUGGUGUUGAGGCCUUCUCUGACAGCAUCAGGCGUGAGCUCUACUACUUUGGGGUGAAAGUCAGCAUCAUUGAGCCGGGGAACUAUCGGACAUCUAUUCUGGGCCAGCAAAGCAUGGAGUUGCGCUUGCGGAAGAUGUGGGAUCGGAUGCCUCAGGAGACCCGGGAUAGCUACGGAGAGGAGUACUUCCAAAUCUGGCUGCUAUGAGGAUGAAUAUCUGUGAAAUGACCUGCACAUACUAAAUGCUUGUGAAAUGAAUACAGAGGAUAAGGAGCACCCAAGUAUGUAAGGCAGCUCCCUUUCUCUCUGGGCUAAGGAUCUUCUGUGAACCUCAGGAGAGUAGAGGAGGGUCAUUACAGCUGUUUUCUAUACUGCCCCCAAACUUUGUGCAUUUCUUCCAGAUUGAGGAAUGAAUGGAGCUCCGGCCAUGGGGGCUCAAGAGGAGGGGGUGGCCUGUGGGUGCAGUGGAGGAGGAAUUGGCCAAAAGACCUGUUAGGGCACCUCGUGGUAGGAGAGAGAAGGCCAUUCUGAGCACCAGAAGUCCCAAUGUUCUCUCAGGUCAUCUAAUCUCAAAGCUGAGGCUUGAUUGCAGGGGAGGAUGAUCCAGAAGACUUCCUAGUUCUCUCCAUUUCUCUGGCUCCAAGCACCUCAGAGCCACCUCUGGAGUUGCCUUUGUGAGGGGCAGACUCUGACCUGUCAACAGAAAUUGGUGCUGGCACAAGCAGCUGCCACCUCCUUGGCAGGCAUCUCACUUCUCCAGUUGCUUCUCUGUGACCUGGCUGCCAGCCAAGAAGGUGGCGCUUGGCUGGUUCAGGAGGUUCUGUUGGGCCCGAGUGAAGCAGCCAGGCUCUCAGCCCUGUUCCCACUCCCUUUGGACCUCAAUAGUGUCGUUAUGCCUUUCCCUAACCCAGAUUUCCCCCUCUCUUUUCUUGGCUUCCAUGAACAACCUCUGAAAGACUAUUUACUAUUGUGGCUAAGCUAAGACUCUGGAACUGGGCUGCCUGAGUGCAAAUUUUAGCUCUUAUGAAUUUUGUCUUGGGCAAGUUACUCGGUUUUCUCACCUGUAAUGAGUUAUGAGAAUUCAAUGAGUUAAUAUACAGGGUGUCCCCAAAAAUGUACACACACACAUUGAAUAAUUAUAAAGGCAGUAUUUAUUAAAAUACAUUUCAUUUUCAAAAUUGAGCUAUCAGCUGUUAAAGUGUGUAUAUACAUGUGUAUAUAUAAAAUGUUUAGAUCGCCUGAUCCCUGGUAGGAACAAUUUGAUUUAAAAGUGGUUUUUCUCCUCCCUUAGGCUGAGUAUAGCCUCCUUCUCUCCAUUAUACUGAUACCUACAAGCUAUAAGUUCUGUAUGGCAAAGAGACAGUCUUAGAUAGUAAUUGUCCAAAAUCCAAAGUGAUGCAUUUUUUAAAUAUACCCAGAAAGUCUCAAUGAGUUCAAUGUAAUCACUCAAUCAAAUGCAUGGCAGGUAUCUAACUGCCCGGCAUGGUCUCCUGAACAACAUACAUCAACAGAGUAAAAAGCCAAGUUGCCAAAACCACGACAGCCAUUUAUUCCCUUAUUACACAUUCGAUUGAGAGCCCACCCCAUGCCAGGCAUUGUGUGGAGCUGGGAGUGAGAGUAGAUCAAGCUGCAGGGCUCUACUCUGGCUCAGUGCAGGCAGAAGUCGCAAUCUUCUGCGGGCCUUAAAAGAAUAUGGAGAAAGACAAACUUCCUCUGAAAACCACUUGUCAAAAAACUGCUACCAUUCCUCUGGAGACCGUGUGGAUUCAGAGUUUAGAUGACAGCUGUCCUUCCAACGACUUUACACAACUGUCUAAACUUCAGUUUCUUCAUUAUAAAGUAUAAUCAUUCCUCCCUCCGGAUUGUUCAGAGAAUUAAACCUUAGCCAUCGCUGUUAGCACUGAGGGAAGUUGGACUGGGGGAGGUGUGAC
Messenger RNA from Myotis myotis, 2613 nucleotides. It is a transcript of the gene SDR9C7, whose product is annotated as short chain dehydrogenase/reductase family 9C member 7. The record is from RefSeq and is a predicted model, not a curated record. Gene Ontology annotation, molecular function: oxidoreductase activity. The transcript has 4 exons. NCBI's taxonomy places the organism in Eukaryota, Metazoa, Chordata, Mammalia, Chiroptera, Vespertilionidae. The coding region runs from base 155 to 889 and encodes 244 amino acids.